Molecule: messenger RNA, 1087 nt
Organism: Dicrocoelium dendriticum
Lineage: Eukaryota; Metazoa; Platyhelminthes; Trematoda; Plagiorchiida; Dicrocoeliidae
Source: the annotation of a GenBank genome assembly
CAGAUAUUGAUUUCAACGGGCUGCAAUGCGAAUCUAGCCUAUGAUAUGCCGGCGGCUUUGAGCAAAGCACCUUGGGACUACACAAUUACACUUUUUCCACAACCUGUGCACUCCUUUGAUGAUAGAGAGUACUGUUGGUCGGGACAUCAUCAAAGCAUGUUCACUUUGCCGAUCUCUUAUUUCUGUGCUUGCUAUUCCUUCUGCUUUACUACUAUCCUUGGGCACAAAUUUCAUUGUCGUCAAUCACAGCAAGCGAACGCUUUGUGUUAUCACGCUGUCGCUAUUUCUUUCCAGCAUUCCCCAAACGACCUACUCGAUUUGGCCCCUUGUACAUAGCCGACGGGGCGAAUUUCUCAAUCCGUUCUACAAACACGCCGAGCAUUGGAAUAUGGCCGCUCACUCUUCCUACUUAGUACACAACGAUGAUCGAAUUGAAGACUCAGUUCCCAACGGGAUCGAACUAUCCACCUUUGACGACACAAUAGAUCAGACUCAACAUACCGUUGAUAUGCUUCCCGCUUUUCUCCUCUCUCCCCAGCUGUUUCAUCUCUGGAGCGGAUUGUUUCUGAGGUGGGAGUGGCGUCUUCCCAAUUCGGACCGAUGCUCUUUAGAUAGCUUGUGCGAUUUGGUCCGCGGCACCCAAACGUCUAUUGCGCAUCAGCGCCUUCUGAACAUGCGAAUAAGCCAGCUACGGAAGCUGCUCCGAAAACCGGUCAAUGAUGACCCGGUGCAAGUUUCUGGAUCCGAUACGGAAUCCGAAGACAAUGACUCUUCAUCCGCUGAAUCCAUAAGUUAUCUUACAACAGCUGACUCUAUUCUCCCCACAAACGCCAAGGAUGGCAACCCCAUGUGCGUCCCCAAUCUGUUGAACGGUGCCGUUUCCACUCCCAUAGGCCAGAAUGCAGCUGUCACAAUGGAUACCAAAACUAAUCCCCUUCCACUACUCUCCGCAAGACAACUGGCAAUCGAGUUGGACUCUGUUAGCGUGGAUUGGAGCCAGCUGAGCAGACGAGACGUCCCUUGCGCAAACUGCCGUACUCUAUUGGCCCUGACUGACCAUGCGGUUAGUGAAAUACUGGAGGUUUGA